CGGGUAGGGUUGUUAGAUGUGGUGCGCUCUGUGAAAGGGCUUUUACAGGUUUUAGGCUCAACACACAUUCUGUAUUAUUUGCAGUGAAUGAGCAAAGCAACAGUCAUGGAGAAAAGUAUUCUUUUAUGUAACAUUGCAAUUGGUCUAACACUGCUGAUACUUCUGUUCAGUCUCCCAAUGCUGGUUCAGUCCCAUGGCCACAGUCACGACCACCACGGCCACAGCCAUGACCACCAUGGCCACAGCCAUGACCACCACGGCCACAGCCACGACCACUUUGACGACGAGCCACCAUCGUUCAAGUACUCGCGUCAGGCGAAUGUAGCGCCAGACGAGCUGGCAGAGGAGGCACGCCAGGUGCACGAGGAGUUCCAGGCACACCAGGCACGCGUCAGCGGCGGGCGCACCAGCGAGCAGACGGCCUCGCUCUGGCUGACCGCGCUUGGCUCCACCCUGCUGGUCAGUGCCGCGCCAUUCUUCAUCCUCUUCUUGAUCCCGCUGGACAACAGCGAGGCGUCGCAGCCGCUGCUCAAGGUGCUCCUCAGCUUCGCUGCCGGUGGCCUGCUGGGCGACGCUUUCCUUCACCUGAUCCCGCACGCGCUGCUGGCCGUGUCCGGGUCGGCACCGGGCGGUGCCGGCGGGGGCCACGGCCACUCGCACGGAGCCGGGGAGCACGGCCACUCGCACGGCGCCGGCGGUCAUGCGCACGACAUGGGCGUCGGCCUCUGGGUUCUGGCUGGCAUUGUGGCCUUCUUCGUGGUAGAGAAGUUCGUGCGCAUCGUUAAGGGCGGCCACGGUCACAGCCACGGCCCGGCAGACCGGCAGCUGCAUGUUAAACCAUCAGGGGUGGACGAGACGACGGUCAAAGCCAAAGCCGUCGCCGGAGGAUCGAAAGAUAAGGAUGGUGACAGUCCCAAGAGCAAGGGAAGGAGCAAGGCGCAAGACGCUUCGAGUGAUAAAGAGAGUGCAGAGCGCGUAAAAGAUGAUUCGAAGGAGACGAAAAGGCCUGGUAAAGACAAGGCUGAAACAUCAGAAAAGACAAAAGACAAGAAAUCUACAAAGCAACAGAAUGCUGCUUUGGACAAAGCAACUCCUCAUCAAGAUAUUAAGGUUGCGGGCUACUUGAACCUGGCCGCCGACUUCACGCACAACCUGACAGACGGUCUGGCCAUCGGUGCUUCCUACCUGGCCGGACACUCGAUCGGCGUCAUCACCACAAUAACCAUCGUCCUGCACGAGGUGCCGCACGAGAUCGGCGACUUCGCCAUCCUGGUGCAGUCGGGCGUGCCACGGUGGCGCGCCAUUAUGCUGCAGCUGACGACAGCCGUCGGCGCGCUCACGGGGACCGUGAUCUCGCUGCUGGCCGAGGGUGCAGACGCCGCCGCCACGUCCCGUAUCUUGCCGUUCACCGCCGGCGGCUUCAUCUACAUCGCCACCGUGUCCGUGAUACCGGAGCUGCUGGAGAAGACCAACCUCUGGCAGACGGUGAAGGAGCUGCUUGCCCUCCUGGUCGGUAUCUACAUGAUGGUGCUGAUCGCCGAGUACGAGUGAGGCGCGGUGCCCGUCUACUGCCGCCCUCCCUCUCGUCGCGUGCCGGCCGGGCGGCGGCGUGUGUCGAUCAUUCCACCAGCAGCUGCACGCUGAUGGCCGCGCGUAAGGACUGCGGCCGUUUGAAUGACCAGUAGCGAUUGUCCCCACCCGGCUCGGGGGGGGGGGGGGGACACCGCGCCUCCGCGGGAGUCUCGCCGCCGGCGUGAGCGCGAGUUUUUUUUAGACUGCCGGCUGUUGAUCUGCGUCGUUUUGAAGCGUGCGUGCCUCGCGACGGAUUCUGCUUGUUGGAUGCUGUUGGUUGUUGGAUGGCGCUUGUCGAACGAGGGAAGGCGGACAAUGGCGAGGCUGACGUUGCUGACCACCGUGCUGCCAAUGGAUGGUGUAGGUUUUCGAUUGGCGCCGUCUCUUAGUUACUUUGCGCCAUGCCGACGCACCCGUUGUGUGCAGUUAGGAAGAUGGAUUUGGCGAAUGCGCCUCAUUUUCGAAGGAUGCUGCGGAUGCGCAGGGUAAUCGUAGAUCAAACGGGAUUUGAACUUGCUUUUGUCGGUUUGUGGUAUUUUAACCAUUUUGUGCGAACGGUGGGAACUGCUUGUGUGAGAGGUGGGUUGGAUACUUAAUGGAAUGCACAUUGCCGUUGCCGAAAUAAAUAGUUUAUCCUUUGCGGUA
Molecule: messenger RNA, 2217 nt
Organism: Pollicipes pollicipes
Lineage: Eukaryota; Metazoa; Arthropoda; Thecostraca; Pollicipedomorpha; Pollicipedidae
Product: protein catecholamines up
Exons: 5
Coding region: 88-1551 (487 amino acids)
Biological process (GO): zinc ion transmembrane transport; intracellular zinc ion homeostasis
Cellular component (GO): membrane
Molecular function (GO): zinc ion transmembrane transporter activity
Source: RefSeq, a predicted model, not a curated record